AUGCCAGAACCCAUCGCUUUUGACGAAUCCCAGGUCGACGUCUCGUCGAUCGAUUUCUCGGACCUCGAGGCACAGUACCACGUGCCCGAGCCAGAACACUCGUACGAGCACUUUGUGAUCUGCGACGGCGCCCCCAUCGCGCCAGAGGCCAAGGCUCCUGUUUUGAAGAAGGUGCUCACCAAGCUGUUCUCCCAGUGCGGCAAGGUUGUCGACAUGUUCAUGCCGCUGGAAAACGGCCAGACCAAGGGCUACUUGAUCAUCGAGCUCGAAAACGCCGCCGCCGCCGACAAGGCCGUCAAGCAGCUGAACGGCAAGAAGCUGGACGUGAAGCACAGAUUGGCCGUCAACAAGCUGCCAGACAUGGAGAAAUACGCCCUCAACGACAACAUCACCGAGGAGUUCCGCGAGCCGGCCAUUCCCGAGUUCCGCUCGCACGGCUACCUCAAGUCGUGGCUGCUGGACCCCAACGGCCGCGAGCAGUUCAUGCUCCACCACCACGACACCGUGGGCGUGUACUGGUACAAAAAGAACAUCCAGCCCGAGGAGGUGAUCGAGCCACGGGCCCACUGGACGUCUGCGUCGAUGAAGUUCUCGCCAAAGGGCACGUAUCUGUUCUCGUUCUUCCCUGGCGGAGUGCAGGCGUGGGGCGGUGAAAAAUUCGACAGGAUCCGCAGAUUUGUGCAUCCGGGCGUCCAGCUGCUGGACUUCUCGCCAACGGAAAAAUUCCUGGUGACGCUGUCGCCGGAGCCGAUCGUCAUCCCGCCCGAGGACCACCCGGCCCGCGCACAGUGUCUGUUCAGUGCAGAAAGUGCCGGCCACAAGCUGGUGAUCUGGGACUUGCAGACGGGUUUGCCGGUGCGCACUUUUGCGCUGCCCCCAAACCUGGAGAAACAGCAGUCGAUGCCGUGGCCGCUGAUCAAAUGGUCUUUUGACGACAAGUACUGUGCCCGGAUGGGUCCCGACGCGUUGGCGAUUUACGACACCACGCAGGAGUUUGCGCUGCUGGACAAGAAGCUGUACAAGGCCGAGGGCAUCAUGGACUUUGAGUUUGCUCCGGCCGGCGUGAGACUGGCCACCACGAGGAAAAACGACCCGCCCGAGACGGUGUUCUCGUUUUGGACGCCAGAAACACCGAACCAGUCGGCGCGUGUUUCGGUGGUGCAGCUGCCGUCACGACAGGUGCUGAGAACGGUGAACCUGUUCAACGUGUCGGACGUGAAGCUGUGCUGGCAGGACGAGGCCAAGAUGCUGUGUUGCAAGGUCGACAGACACACCAAGUCGAGGAAGACCACGUUCACGAACCUGGAGCUGCUGUCGCUGGGCGAAAAAGAUAUUCCUGUGGAGAAAGUGGAGCUCAAGGAGGUGGUGAGCUCGUUCCAGUGGGAGCCGCACGGAGAGCGGUUUGUGACCGUGUCGAAGCUGGACACGCCGAACCCGAACAUCGCCGUUCCAGACAACAUUGUGUCGUUCUACGACGUGGAGGAGGCCAAGGUUGCGAAACAGGUGAUCAAGAAGUGGCUGUGCUACAAGACGGUGACCAAGACCCACGCGAACCAGAUCAGAUGGUCGCCAAAGGGCCGGUUUGUCGUGGUGGCCACCGUCACCGGCGCAAACGGCGACCUCGACUUCUACGACUCGGACUACGACGGCGAGAAGGAGAAAGAGCAGUCCGACAAGGUGAAGUCGAACCUGAAGCUGCUGAACCACCACGAGUACAAGGGUCUGACCGACCUGGCGUGGGACCCGUCUGGAAGAUACGUUGCUGGCUGGUCGUCCACCUGGAGACACAAGAUCGAGAACGGGUAUCGGAUUUACGACCUGGUGGGCAUGCUGCGCAAGGAGGAGCUGAUCGACGGAUUCAAAGAGUUUGAGUGGAGACCAAGACCACCGUCGAUGUUGAGCUCGAACGACAGAAAGAAGGUCAGAAAGAGCCUGAAGGAGUACGCUGCGCAGUUCGAGGAGGCCGAUGCGAUGGAGGCAGACGCCGAGCUGAGAGAGCUGAUCCUCAAGAGAAAGAGACUGCUGCAAGAGUGGUACACUUGGAGAAAGGAGGUCAUUGCCAAGCUGAAGGAGCUGCAUCUUACCCAGGAGCAGGCAGAGACCAGAGAAGAGGUGAUUGAGGAGGUCAAGGAGGAGAUCCUGGAGGAGAAGGAAGAGGUGAUAGAGUAG
Molecule: messenger RNA, 2169 nt
Organism: Ogataea angusta
Lineage: Eukaryota; Fungi; Ascomycota; Pichiomycetes; Pichiales; Pichiaceae
Exons: 1
Coding region: 1-2169 (722 amino acids)
Biological process (GO): translational initiation
Cellular component (GO): eukaryotic translation initiation factor 3 complex
Molecular function (GO): RNA binding; translation initiation factor binding; translation initiation factor activity
Source: RefSeq, a predicted model, not a curated record